AGUUGAUACAUCCUGCAGCUUUCCCAUCCUGUGGCAGAACGAAUGGAUUUUCAAUUGCCACCAUGGUGGAAAGUCGCUGCCUUCACGGUCAACCUCCUUUGUGGGCUGAUCAUGUCGCAGGUAUUGGGCGCUUGUUUGGACAAACCUGUCUACAAGGCCAUAGCUGAGGUGGUUCAUAUUUUCACCAUGUGGGCUCUUUCCUUUAUCAUGGUGAAUGUCGGUUACGAGUUCACGAUUGACAAGAAGAAUUUGCCGCAAUACGUGUGGGAUUAUCUAAUUGCUAUGACUGCAGCAGGCUUCCCAUGGCUUUUCGUGGCACUGUGGUUCAUGCUCUUUAUCGACGGGCUUGCUGCCGAUCAGGCCUUCCUGGUGGCCCGCUUCGCUGCUCCGACGAGUGCUGGGAUCUUGUUCAGCAUGCUCGAGGGAGCUGGCCUGCGGGACACAUGGGUCUUCAGCAAGGCUCGAAUUCUUGCCAUCUUCGACGACUUGGACACGAUCAUUCUUAUGAUACCGUUGAAGAUCGUCAUGAUCGGUUUCAAGUGGGAGCUACUGGUGGUGAUAGGCAUAAUGAUGUGGCGGCCGCGCCGGGAGAUGCUCCUAGCCGUUCCGUGGCGGCAGAGCUCCCGCGACACGGUGCCAUCCGCCGGCCCGCGGUGAAAAAGCGCGAAGCGGACGCCCCGCCCGGCCACGUCGCGCACGUCAGGGUGCUGCGCGACGAGGGCGAGCACCGGGCUGCGUGGUGCAACGCGGGGCUACUGCCGGCGUUCGAGGGCACAGUCAGCGCGCAGCAGUUCCGGCGGCUGGCGGCGCAGAACGGCGUCGCGCAAUACGGCGCCAAAGCGGCGUCGCAGGCCAGAGCGCUGGCCGCGGGGAUGAAAGCCCCAAGCAUGUUCGGGGCCACCCUCGACGCGCGCCUCGGCCUGGGCGAUUCCGACCGCGGCCGCGAGGACGGUCAGCGCGGCGUUCUCGCUGUCGGCGGCGGCGGCGAGCACAGCGGCGGCGGCGGGGGCGGCGGCGGCGCGCGCGUCGCCGCGAACGAUCACCACGACGUUCUCGUUGUCGGCGGCGGCGGCGGAGGCGCUGAUCCUGAUCCCGGAGACGCCCCUGGAGAUUCGGACCAGUCGAAAUCGGAGUCGCAGCUCGGCGAUCUGGCGCCCUUCGGCCAUGGGUGGGCAGACGAGCGCGGCUGCCCAGACAACCUUCUUCCAUGGCUCCACCCGCCUAUGCUGGCGAGGGUGGGGGAAUUGUGGUCUCCUCGCCAGCGCAGCCACCCGCGGUUCGAGAUGCCGCUCGCACCGCUUGGCGGCUACGUCGGGGCCCGCCCCCGCGCGAGCCAUCGCCUCCGCAAGUGCAAGAGCGUGACGUUCUGCUGCGCGCGCGGGUGCCCAUUGGAGCUUCGGGCGCCCGAGCUGCUCGGCAAGGCCGGCUGGGAGGGCGAGGUCACGGGGCCCCACUCGGCGGCGCGCCAGAGGUGCUCGGUCGCGAUGCGGCGCAGCCGCACCGCCUCCGAGAGGGCAUCGGCGCACCAGGCCCAGCGCGAGGAGUGGUCUGCUGACGCGAGGCGGGUCAAUGAAGAAAGAGACCUGCGACCGAGCGGCGCAAGCACGGGGGCGUCGCAGCCACUCGCGGCUCUCAACUUCGGCCUGCUCUUGGAGAGCGACGCGGAGGUGGAGUCGCUGUUGGAGUUGGGACCUUUGUUGGACACGUCCGACCUGGAGCUGCAGGGUGAGGCGGUCGGCGGCGCAUGGGGCAACCUGCGCAACGUGCGAGAUCAGGCCAAACGCGCGCGCAGCCAGGCCAGCAAGAAGCGCAAGCAGAACGAGGAGAAGACGUGCCACGUGGCGGGGAACUUUGGCGGGGCAGUUGCGGCGGCGCGGAGACAUCUGAGGUCGACCUCGCUCGGGCCCCUCGCAAUGCGCCAGAGUCAGGAGUUGUUCAGCGGCGAUGGCGAGCUUGGCGGGGCGCCCGCGGUCAGCGCACCGGGCACAAGCGCGUUGCACGGCGGCCCCCUGGCGCGGCAGCCCCUGCUCCGUCGCCCGCAGACGUCGGGGGCAACCGUCAAAUUGCCCGAGGCGGCGGCGCGCUUGCCAGGGGCACUCCAAGACGUGAUGCCGACGGCGGCGGUGGAGUUUAAGGGCGCGCAGGGGGAGCCAGCGGAGUCACGGGUCGGCGACGCGGCGGGGAACGAUGGCGGCGUGCCCCCAGAUGCACGCGAGCGCGCCAGCCAAGCGUCGGCGCGUGCGCUGGCGAGCUGUUCGGCGAGCUGCGACAUCGACGCCAUGAUGGAGAUCGAGAGGAGACUCUCCAACGAUCAGGGCGCCCACCAGCAGAUCGGCCCGUCCGACAAUGCGAGCCCAGUUCGAGGCACGCGGCAGGCCAGUGGGCGCGGGGGAGACAACCUCGGCCGCCGACUGUCGAAGGACGUCUGGGGCGAUUUGACGCGAGCGGGAGGCCGGUUCCUGGGAUCGGGCAAUUCGGGGGCGUUCAGCAUGGCGGCGCGGCACAUGGAGAUGUUCUGCGACGAGACCGCCCAAGCCCGAGGCGCAGCUGGCCGCCAUAUGGUGGAGCACCACGCGCCCGAGGAGAGAGCCAAGUUUUUAGGCAUCCCCGACAUCUGGAGAAAGGCCAAUGGCAUGGUCGAUCACAAGGCCCAGACUGCUGCAAGUAAAUUCCAAGUUUCUGACGCGGAGGUUGACCAGAUACGCGAGGUGGAGCUCCCCGCAAGCAGGGGGAAGACCACGUCGGGCGUCGCGGGGGACCCGGACGCUAUUCUGCACGGGGGCCUCUUGAGAGCGGGCGCAGGGGCUCCGAGGCAGGACUCCGCGGAGCCCUCGCCCACGGCGGAGGCAACAUUUUACACGCCUGGAACCCAAGCGGUUCUGCGAAUUCUCUUGGCCUUCGCGUGGUGCUACCUCCACCGCCUCAAGCUGCCUCACAGCUCGGGCUGGUCGCUCGUCUACGCGGCAGUGGUCACUGCUUUCUGCUACGGGCUCUACAAGGUAACGAAGUACCAUUUGCCCAUGGAGGCCCUGCACAUCGAGGUCCUUCUCCCGGCAUUCGUGGUCGGCUGCAUGAUCGACACGCCUUGCGCCAGGCACGAGCUCCAGCUCCAGAGGCAGGCAACCAUGAGCCGCCUGGAAACCAAGCGGCAAAAGAGUGCUCUAUCCGACAAGAUGCGCCUUGCGGGUAUUUGCGCUAGUGAAAACAAUGUGAAUGCGGCAGUCCCUCAGCGCAUCGCAGCCGGAGUCGAACUCCCUCAGCGCAUCGUAUCCGGAGGUUCCAGGCUUUCGAGGCAUGGCGUUGACGUGGACAAGAUGCAUCCACACGAUAGUGCUUGGGAGCACAACGUCCAGACAAGCAUCUCGAUGGUUUUCAUGGUUCUCGUUGGGCUGUCGAUGCCGCCGCUCUUGGGGAAAAAUGCUAAGGGCGAUUCAAGCAUGAGCGCAGGUUUGAUUGCAGCACAUGUGUUCGUGGUCUCCCUGCUCAUGGUUAUCGGAAAGAUGUUCCCAAUAGUGUGCUACCGCGACGAAGCCUCGUGGCAGGAGCGACUCGCGCUCUGCAUGGGCAUGUGCCCGCGAGGGGAGGUGGGAGCAAGCAUCAUUGUGAUAUCGCUCGAGCUCGGCGUGGAAGGCCCAGCGGUCAUCAUAUCGAUGUGCGCACUCGUGAUCAACUUGGUUCUCUCGGGAGGCUUCAUCGGCUCAGUCAAACUUCUGCUCAAGCAUGCUACCACACAGGCAGGCCAGAAGAGCGAAGAUUCGGCAGCCUCGACGAUGGUGACCUUGUUCGAGCCCUGUGAGGAGUCUCCAAUGAGCAAGCUGUCCGACGUGAAGCUCCAGGACGUCUGA
Molecule: messenger RNA, 3845 nt
Organism: Prorocentrum cordatum
Lineage: Eukaryota; Dinophyceae; Prorocentrales; Prorocentraceae
Source: the annotation of a GenBank genome assembly